GGAUGGAGGCGGGGUCGGUGCGUUGGAGCGGCGGCCUGCGGCGACCCGCUCGGGAGAAUCCGAGUCCAUCGGUCACUCUGUGAAAUGAGGGCGCCCCUCUCCGUCCCCAUCUUGGUUUGCGGCCUCUUGGCUUCGCUGCGGCCGGUCGAUGGCGACUCCCUGGUCAACGAGGAGGUCCGGCGCUCCAUUGAUUUGGGCACCCACUUGGCCAAGAUCACGGCUGAGGUGACGCUAGCCAACGGCGGGCCCUCGGCGGCUUCCUCCUUCCUCCUGGCUCUGGAGCCCGGUCUGGAGGACCACCUGGCCUACCUCGGAGUCAACUUAAAAACCAAUGAUGAAGAAGAAACUUCAUUGAAUCUGGAAGAGACUCCAGUCAGAGGACAGAGUGGAAAGUUCUUCAGAGUGAAGCUGGGAUCGAACUUGGCAGCUGGUGCCAGAGUUAAGUUGACCAUCGAAACCACGUUCACUCACGUCCUGCGGCCUUUCCCGACGCACAUUGCCCAGGCUGAGAAACAGUUUGUGGUGUUUGAAGGCAGCCAUUACUUCUACUCGCCGUACCCCACCAAGACCCAAGUGACUCGGGUCAAGCUUGCUUCGAAGAAUGUCGAAAGUUACACCAAACUUGGAAACCCCAGCAAAUCUGAGGACUCCAUCGAAUACGGGCCAUUCAGGGACAUCGCUCCCUACAGCCAGGACCCGCUGAGGGUGCAUUAUGAGAACAACAGCCCCUUCUUGGCCAUUGUCAGCAUGACACGCCUCAUCGAGGUGUCGCACUGGGGGAACAUCGCUGUGGAGGAGACCAUCGACCUGAAGCAUUGUGGCGCCAUUCUGAAGGGGCCUUUCUCCCGCUACGACUACCAGAGGCAACCGGACAGUGGGAUAUCCUCUGUUAAAUCCUUCAAGACCAUCCUCCCUGCUGCUGCCCAGGACGUUUACUACCGUGAUGACAUUGGGAACAUCUCCACCAGCCACUUGGUUGUCCUGGAUGAUUCUGUGGAGAUGGAAGUCCGUCCUCGUUUCCCACUGUUUGGCGGCUGGAAGACCCAUUAUGUCAUUGGAUACAACCUGCCCAGCUAUGAGUACCUGUACAACAUUGGUGACCAGUACGCUCUGAAAAUGAGGUUUGUUGAUCAUGUGUUCGAUGAUCAAGUGAUUGAUGACCUCACCGUGAAGUUGAUUCUCCCAGAAGGAGCAAGGAACAUUCACUUGGACACGCCAUAUGGAAUCAACCGACAGCCUGACGAACUCCACUACACCUACCUGGACACGUUCGGCCGACCGGUGAUCAUUGCCCACAAGUCAAACCUGGUGGAACAGCAUAUUCAGGAUAUCGUGAUCCACUACAACUUCAACAAGGUCCUGAUGCUCCAGGAGCCCUUGCUUGUGGUGGGAGCUUUCUACAUUCUGUUCUUCACUGUCAUCAUCUAUGUCCGCUUGGACUUCUCGAUCACAAAGGAUCCGGCAGCGGAAGCCCGGAUGAAGGUGGCCUCCAUCACCGAGCAGGUGCUGACUCUGGUGAACAAGCGUCUCGGCCUGUACCGCCUCUUUGAGGAGGCAGUGAACAAGUACAAGCAGUCGCGGGAUAUCGGCACCCUGAACAGCGGCCGCAAGAGUCUGGAGACGGAGCAUCGCAGCCUGUCUGGGGACAUCAGUGCCCUGCAGUCGAAGCUGAAGAGCGAGGGCUCGGACCUGGCCGAGAAGGUGGCUGAGAUUCAGAAGUUGGACGGGCAGGUGAAGGACUUGGCCUUGAAGGCCAGUCAGGAAGCAGAGCGGUUGGUAGCUGGGAAGGUGAAGAAGGAUGCUUACAUCGAGAAUGACAAACACCUCUCUUCAAAGCGGCAGGACCUGAUUUCCAGGAUCGACACCAUCCUGGACACCUUGUAGUGCCAGACUUCCCCUCCAUUCUUCCUCCCUCUUCCCCCCCCCCAAAAAAAAAGAUUGAGUGGGAGUAAAACUAAUUGAGUUCCUUUGUGCAAAGUGAGUUGAGAGUGGUGACUGCUCCAGCUCUGAGCUCCAGUGAGGUAUGGGCAAGCAGUUAAGUUUGUUUAAUCACCCUUCGGAGUUUGGGGCCUGGCAGAUGAUUCCUGGAGUCAAGUGGGGCGACUGGUGCUCAGAGGCACGUUCAUUGCGGGACCGACUGAAGAUGACCCCUGCCAGCCCCAUCUGACAAAUGUUCCCCCUCUUCUGUAAUCUUCUGUGGAUGUUUUUUUAAUGCAUGUAAAAGCUACAAUUUUGUAUUGGCAAUCCAGAGAAUUCCCUCCCCUGAACACCGAGUAGCUCUGGUGUGGUGAAAGGGCUUAGGGUUGUGUCGCCCUCUUUCUGACAAGUUUACUGUAAAUUCAACUUUAAGUUGGAAAAUGAAAAAAUUAAAAGGGCGUCUUGCCGUCUCUGAUACUGGUGUU
Messenger RNA from Mobula hypostoma (lesser devil ray), 2402 nucleotides. RefSeq names its product ribophorin I (gene rpn1). Bases 85 to 1884 code for a protein of 599 amino acids. Gene Ontology annotation, cellular component: membrane; oligosaccharyltransferase complex. The record is from RefSeq and is a predicted model, not a curated record. The transcript has 10 exons. NCBI's taxonomy places the organism in Eukaryota, Metazoa, Chordata, Chondrichthyes, Myliobatiformes, Myliobatidae.